Molecule: messenger RNA, 1008 nt
Organism: Pollicipes pollicipes
Lineage: Eukaryota; Metazoa; Arthropoda; Thecostraca; Pollicipedomorpha; Pollicipedidae
Product: diuretic hormone class 2-like
Exons: 4
Coding region: 50-400 (116 amino acids)
Biological process (GO): body fluid secretion
Molecular function (GO): diuretic hormone activity; G protein-coupled receptor binding
Source: RefSeq, a predicted model, not a curated record
CACAGCGGCGACCACGAGGCGAUCUCCUCCCGGGACAAGCACCGAAGCCAUGACUCACCACGUGUCUACAAUUAGCGUCUGCGCCUGGCUGGCAGCCAUUGUCUGCUUCGUCUUCAGCUUGUCUUCCUGCAGCGCCGCCAGCGUGCAAAUGGAGGACACUGGGAGGAAAUCUUGGGCGGACGUCGUGGACAACUUGCAGAACGACCCCUACGUCAGCGAGCUGGUCAAUCGGCUGCGCGCGCUCAACGAUGCAGAAGAGGCUAAUCUGGCCCACAAGCGCGGACUGGACUUCGGCCUGGGCCGCGGCUUCUCGGCCACGCAAGCGGCCAAGCAUAAGAUGGGCCUGGCAGCGGCGGCCUUCCCGGGCGGACCCGGCCGCCGGCGACGCUCCGUCGAGUAAACGCUCCAUCUGUAAACCAGACCUCCAUCUGGCGUGCUCUCCUCUGCCCCAGCGGCUCCGUGUGAAGCUGCCAUUGCCAACUGAAGCGUCAACCAGCCGGCCUCGGCGGUCUGGAUCCGGUGGUCACGCGGGGUCAGCUGACUCCGGCGGGCCGGGCCGCUUCGGUUCCGUGAGCCGACCAGGAAAACACGUUGGAGGCUGCUGAAGAGGCUGUAGGUAGCCUGAUCUGCAGUGGGACGCCUGAGCCUCAGCUUAUCCCACAGGAUCAGCUGAUCCCACUGAUCCUCACAGCUGCUGGCCAGUCACCUCUCCGCCACCGGCUGAUACUGUGCUGGUUGUUCGCUCACGGACGGGGGCGGUCUUGUCGUUCUCAUACCGGGGUCACAUACGGACCUGUUGGUUUAGUCACAUAUGGGGAGCUGAGCGAGCAUGCCAUCUUUGUUGUAUGUGUUACUUAUUGUUGGAUAAAACACGUCCUAUUUGACUGGUAAUCCUAGUUUUCUCGAAAUCCUUUCGAAUGGCUUAGAAUUCCGAUUUGACAUCGCUACUACGACAGGAAAACUAUCUUUGGACUCCCUGCUCAUUAUUGCAAAGGCAAUACUUUUCAC